Messenger RNA from Cariama cristata (Red-legged seriema), 1926 nucleotides. Its product is annotated as protocadherin-7-like. Gene Ontology annotation, cellular component: plasma membrane. The record is from RefSeq and is a predicted model, not a curated record. Lineage: Eukaryota; Metazoa; Chordata; Aves; Cariamiformes; Cariamidae. Gene Ontology annotation, molecular function: calcium ion binding. The annotation marks the transcript as partial. The transcript has a single exon. Gene Ontology annotation, biological process: homophilic cell-cell adhesion.
AGCGUCUUGCACCGCAUUGACCGAGAGGAGGUGAACCAGCUUCGCUUCACCGUCAUGGCCCGAGAUCGGGGCCAGCCCCCCAAGACAGACAAGGCCACAGUCGUGCUGAACAUCCGUGAUGAGAAUGACAACGUGCCCACCAUUGACAUCCGGAAAAUCGGGCGCAUCCCACUCCGGGAUGGGGUGGCUAGUGUGGCUGAGGAUGUGCUGGUGGAUACCCCCAUUGCCCUAGUGCAGGUGUCGGACCGGGACCAAGGUGAAAACGGCGUGGUGACCUGCACUGUGGUGGGUGACGUGCCCUUCCAACUCAAGCCGGCCAGCGAGGGCGAAGGGGAGCCGCAGAACAAGCGCAAGUAUUUCCUCCACACCUCAGCCCCUCUGGACUACGAAGCUGUCCGUGACUACAACGUGGUGAUCGUGGCUGUGGACUCGGGCAGCCCAAGCUUGUCCAGCAACAACUCCUUGCUGGUGCGGGUCGGGGACACUAAUGACAACCCUCCCAUGUUCAGCCAGGCUGUGUUGGAGGUCUCCUUCCCAGAGAACAACUUGCCUGGUGAAAGGGUGGCCACAGUGGUUGCCACGGAUGCGGCAAGCGGUAAGAAUGCCGGUGCCGAGAUCACCUACUCCCUGGAGGCCUCACCCCUCUCCUCGGAGGCACCGGGUGGCAUCUUCAGCAUAGAUCCCGACUCUGGGGACGUGUCGGUGCAGGCAGUGCUGGACCGUGAGCAACGCGACACCUACGAGUUCCAGGUGACAGCCCGGGACAAGGGGGUGCCGUCACUGCAGGGCUCCACCACAGUGGUGGUGAGGGUGGCAGAUCGCAAUGACAACGAACCACGCUUCAUGCAGGAUGUGUUCACUUUUUAUGUGAAGGAGAACCUGCAGCCCAACAGCCCUGUGGGCAUGGUGACCGUGAUGGACUUUGACAAGGGCCGCAACGCAGAGCUCAGCCUCUUCAUCCAGCCCAGUGACCACGACCAGGCAGCUGGCAUCUUUUCCAUCGAGAAUGACACUGGAACCAUUUUCUCUACCGUCUCGUUCGACCGGGAGCAGCAGACCAGCUACACUUUUAAGGUUAAGCCAGUGGAUGGAGGUGACCCGCCGCGCUCUGCCACUGCCACCGUAUCCCUCUUUGUGAUGGAUGAGAACGACAAUGCACCCACAGUCACCUUCCCCAGCAACAGCUCCUACACGGUUUUGCCACCCUCCAGCAACAUGCGCACUGUGGUGGCCACGGUAGUCGCCACCGAUGCUGACACUGGUCUCAAUGCUGACCUCAACUACAGCAUUAUUGGGGGCAAUCCCUUCAAACUUUUUGAGAUCGACCCGGCCAGUGGCGUGGUGUCGCUGGUGGGCAAGCUGGCCCCCAAGCACUACGGCCUGCAUCGCCUCGUGGUGCAGGUGAACGACAGCGGGCAGCCGCCCCAGUCCACCACUGCCCUGCUCCACGUCUUCGUCAACGAGAGCCUGUCCAAUGCCACCGUGGUGGAGAGCCAGGUGGCCCGCAGCCUGCACACACCCCUGGCCCAGGACAUUGCCGGCGACCCCAGCUAUGAGUUGAGCAAGCAGCGGCUUAGCAUAGUCAUUGGUGUGGUGGCUGGCAUCAUGACUGUCAUCCUCCUCAUCCUGGUGGUGGUCAUGGCCCGCUACUGCCGCUCCAAGGGCAAACAUGGCUACGAGGCUGGCAAGAAGGAUCACGAGGAUUUCUUCACCCCCCAGCAGCACGACAAGGCCAAGAAGCCCAAGAAGGACAAGAAAGGCAAGAAGGGCAAGCAGCCCCUCUACAGCAGCAUCGUCACCGUCGAGGCUUCCAAGCCCAACGGGCAGCGCUACGACAGCGUCAACGAGAAGCUCUCGGACAGCCCCGGUAUGGGGCGGUACCGCUCGGUCAACGGCGGCCCGGGCAGCCCUGACCUGGCCAGGCAC